ACAACUCUUUUGAAACUGAGUAACAACUUUGGUUUCCCACAAGUGUCAUCUGACAACCUCCCAAACAGCAACCUAAAAUUUCUAGAAAUAAAAACAUCCUUUCACGCGAAUUACAUACAUAUCAGUUUGAAUUGGCAAAAUUAACAGCUCUUUCGGAGAACGACUUUGAAAAUGGCACCUCAUGAAAAAUGUAACGAAGAGGAUGAUAUGAAGGACAUCACGGAACCACGAGAAUCAGAUGUGCUAUGCGGUAGAGGAGGUGCUGCAUUGAGGCAUGUAGGGAAUCAAACUUAUCGGAGACUUGUGAAUCUGAACAAGCCUCUCUAUAUCACUUGUCUUAAAACAGAGAAACUGAAAAUCAGCAGGUCAAUUGUUGCUGCCAUCCGGGAGCAAAACGGUAGAUUUUUGGAACGCGACGCCCAAAAAGGUGUUUGGACUGAUAUAGGGGACAAGAAGGCAAUUGAAAAGACUUCACAAGCUCUUCGAGAGGGGCAACCUAAACUCAAGAAAAAGCUGGCUGCGAUGGGACAAUUGCCUGCAGAGCAAGCGAAUGGUGGUGUUGACGCCACUCGUAAUAGUUCUACGCAACAACAGGCUGUGCAACAUUAUGGGAAUGGUAUUUACAAUCCACGUGGCGUACAUCCCAGUAUCAGCAACGUUAUGAAUAACAAUAUUAACGAUGGCAUGGAUAUGAAUUUUAAUAUGCGCGGUGGCAUGAGGAUGAACAGUGGUACGAACAUGAAUGCGAACAUGAACAUGAAUAUGAAUAACUAUGAUCGGGCUGGAUCAGGGAACUUUUCGAGUUCGACUAUGUUUGCUUCGAUGCAACAGCAGGUACAACAGCAGCAAUAUGACCGAUUCAAUCAGAUGGGUGGGAACCACAUGGGAAGGGACACUACUGGGAAUAUGAGACAUGGUAUGAUGCAAAAUCCUGCAAGACCACAUCGUGACGAGAAUCCUGCAAGACCACAACGUAACGAUUUUGACGACGACAAUGAUUUGACAAUGAUCCGACAUUUGAGUUUGGAUUCAACUCCUCAAUCCAUACCUAGCUGGACACCGAGCGUGAGAUCAACGGAUUCAUUUGCAAUGUCUAUUGGAGAAGACAUUCCGCAAAUGGUUACCAAUCGGAAAGGAUCACGUACCCUUAUCCGAAAUCCGUUUAGUGCACCUUACCCUUGUAACGAGAAUAGAAAUAGCAACGGAAGUGAUUUUUCUGCCUAUGGCAAUGGAAUGGGAAGGGAUGGAAGCCAAACGAGGUCCUCUUCUUUUGAUAUAGAGGACGUUGGACCGUUUGAUAGAUCGAACGAACCACAUCGACGACAGCAGCAGCAAUUUGUAAGGACUCACGACUAUGGGCAAAAUACUCUUAACGAAAGCAAUCAAAUGAAAACAAACGACAACCAACGGUCGCCCACUACUUCCAUUAAAGAUCGACGACGCAACUUCGCAAGAUUGAAGGAUGUCCGAGCAUCUUCAUUGCGGAGCGGAUCUUCCCGUAGCAUUGAUGACAUGCCAGAUAUCCAUAUGGUUGAUAGUCAAUUUUCUUUGCUUUCGAACCUCUCGGCUCAUGGUUCAAAACAUCAAGGUCAAAAUGCCAUCGACAUGGCUAUUAGCACCCAUCGUGGUGGGCGGAAAGAUUCUAUKGGGAGUGGAUAUAUCGGUGUUGCAAGUCGACGGUCAGUAAUGUCAGGUUUGUCGAAAAUGAGCGCGCACUCAGUGGACUUAAACGUAUUUUCAGGGUUGUCGCGGAAGUUCAGCGGGGGCACUAAUCAUACAGCAUCAAGUCGAUCUAUGAUAAGUGAAUUCAGUGGAAUUGACGAGGACGAUUUUGCCGAAGAUGAUUUUGAUUUCGAUAUACCAACGAAACCAAAUCCCUGAAUAUGAUUCUGACAGGAUUGUGAUACUAGACACAAAAUGAAACGGGACAGACUAUCUCAAAGAUCUUGUUUUGGGACCUGGGCCAAGUAGAGUAAUUGGUUCAAUAGACCAGAGAAACGAUACAGGAUAGACUCCUCCUACUGUGUUGAGUCGGAGAAUGAAUGCAAAAGUUUCAAAUUGCGAUCACCCAUUGUUUAAAACCCAAUUUUUCUCACGGAGGACUUCAGAGGUGGAAGUUAAAUUUAGUCAUUGGUGAUUGAUACAUGCAUUUACUUUCCAUGGACUAAAUCCUCUAGUCGGGACAACUGCAGGUAAUAUGCAAAUAGUAGUCUUCGUUAGCAUCUGUGAGUACAAUCCCUGUCAGUUCUGCUGCUAUUUGCCUAAUCACGCUUGAUCUCAGAAAAAGGAAACAGACAUCUACUGAUACAAAACAGCACAUUUUUGCUUAUUCACACUUGAUCUCGUAUGAGAGAAACAGAGCAAGCUAUUGAUACAAAUCAAAAAGCUUGAUUUAC
Pseudo-nitzschia multistriata is the source of this 2396-nucleotide messenger RNA. Lineage: Eukaryota; Bacillariophyta; Bacillariophyceae; Bacillariales; Bacillariaceae. The record is from the annotation of a GenBank genome assembly.